Molecule: messenger RNA, 882 nt
Organism: Manis javanica (Malayan pangolin)
Lineage: Eukaryota; Metazoa; Chordata; Mammalia; Pholidota; Manidae
Source: RefSeq, a predicted model, not a curated record
UGGGAGAAUAGAAGGAAUCAGACAGGGAUGUGUCACCGGUGACUUUAAAUGCCCAGGGACUGUAACGGGAGGAAGAGCAAGCAGUCUUUGGAGAGGCGCCCCGGUUUCGGUGGGGCUGGGGAGCCCAGCCUGCCAGGACCCGGGCCACCCGCCUCUCCGCGUUCUGGGGCAAUGGACAGGACACACCUUACUUCAAAGCUGGGAGCAGCCUGGGUCCGCCUGGGGGUCCUGGGCGCCGCCCAGCACUGCACUACGCAGCGCUGGAAAGACGGGCGAGGGGCGCGAGUCGCCACCCCUCCUCCUCCUCCCCACGAGCCCCGCCCCUCCCCGCGCGUGCAGCCCCCUGGUGGGCGGGGAGGAACCGGCCCUCAAAACCCCGGACCAGCGCGGCCGCGAUCGCGCGCCCCCGCCCCGCACCCCCGGGCGCCUCUGAUUGGUCGCGGCCCGCCGGCAGGUGGCGGCGGCUGUAACAGGCUGGCCCUGCACCCCGCCGCCGCGCGCCCGCCUCCAGCCUCCUCCCGGCUCCCGCUGCGACUGCGGUUCCGGCGGCCGCGCCCCCGCGGCGCUGCGGCCCAGCUCUCGCGCGCCCCAGACCCGGUUCCAGCGCCCCUGGCGCGGGGCUCCCAGCUAUCUGCCCGCGCGGCGCUGAGGACGGUGUCCGUGGCGCGGCGGCCUGAGCCCGGCCGCCAUCCAGAAUCCCGGCCACGGACCUGCUCCAGCCGAGCACCCAGCGUCUCACUUCACCGGCUGUUUGGCCUUAAAUCAUGGGCAGGAAGCUGGACCUGUCUGGUCUGACCAACGAUGAGACCGAGCAUAUCCUCCGGGUGGUCCAGCGAGACUUCGAUCUUCGUCGGAAAGAGGAGGAGCGACUGAGGUGAGACA